AGAAGCACACCUCGAGCAGUUCGAGCGCGAAGUGGAGGAAACUUUGCCAGCGGCUGCAUCAUCAACCACAAUUUCGGAGCGAACUCGGAAUAAUGUGCUUGGAACGUGGGAGAAGGCGCUUGAUGACCGGCUAUGGAAGAGGAAGGUCAAGAAGCGGCCGUAGGACAGGCCAUCGAUGAGCUUCGGCCUUUGAAACACUUGGCGGAAUCGACUGCAUCGGACUUUUUACGGCGGCAACAACAUAAGGAGAAUGCGACCCUGCAAUCGGGGAGAGCCGCACAACAAGAACGACGACGACGCUUGGCGGCGAUGGAAAAGCAAAAGCGGGAAGCGGAAGAACUCGUUGAACGGUACAAUAUCAAGUUGCGGAACAAGGAUGAGCAGCUGGUGAAGUUCCUGUACGAAGACUAUCAGCGAAAGCAGCGGGAAGCCAUUAUAGAGGGUCGUAAACUGCAAAAGGAGUCCGAAUCAGCCCUCAUCUCAGAGAUCAAGAAGAAGCAGCAAGCAAAAGAAAAGUUCUACCGGGAUCAGCUGGAGAUCUUGACCGAGCGAUUGAAGGAAACUGAGAAAGAGGAGGAUCUUAUUUUGAAGGCUCAUGCCGAGGAGAAGCGAAAGCUGAUACGUGAGCAUAAGCAGUCCGCAAAGGUUCACAUAUCUCGGAUGAAGGAAAAGCUGGAGGUUGAUGUAAACGACAUUGUUUUCCGGGAGGCAGAUGCUCGGCAGCUGAGUGCGGAUACGGUCUUUGGAUAUCGGCGCGCAUGAAAGCAUCGAUAUUUGAUAACCGUCGCAGGCGCAAGGAAAAAGAUACAUCAGGCUUUGCGGUCUGCUGGGGUCUCACCACCUGCUUCAUCCUUUCUUGUUCUUUUUGGCAAUCUUCAAUAUAUCUGAGGUGACCUGUCACCUCAGAAUUACAAUGUCUGCAUAUUUGGAGGCUCUGCAUGCAACUCAUACCUAUCUAGCAUGUAGCAAACCAUUAUGAAGGGAAAAGAUGGGUCGGAGCUGAUUAUGCACCGCUCGCCUGUCAAUUAUAUAAGAGACGCGGAGCAAUUGCAGGCCUGAGUUUGAUCGCUCCACUGAGCUCCCCCCCUUUUGGGGGAGAGCUAGCGAGCGACCUUCGCGGGCGAAACCGCGUACACGUAUAUUAUAAAUGAUAAUAAAUACA
Molecule: messenger RNA, 1162 nt
Organism: Fimicolochytrium jonesii
Lineage: Eukaryota; Fungi; Chytridiomycota; Chytridiomycetes; Spizellomycetales; Powellomycetaceae
Exons: 5
Coding region: 133-762 (209 amino acids)
Source: RefSeq, a predicted model, not a curated record